Molecule: messenger RNA, 2731 nt
Organism: Malania oleifera
Lineage: Eukaryota; Viridiplantae; Streptophyta; Magnoliopsida; Santalales; Ximeniaceae
Product: protein SENSITIVE TO UV 2
Exons: 12
Coding region: 65-2248 (727 amino acids)
Biological process (GO): DNA damage response
Source: RefSeq, a predicted model, not a curated record
AAAAUGAGCAUAUAAAAUAUGUUUUGGAGAUUCAGACUCGGAGCAACGCACGGGAGAGAGAGAGAUGAGCGAGGGAGGUUUCGAAGAAUGGGAUGCUGAUUUCCUGGACCAACUCAUACACGUUGAAGAACUUGCUCUCUCCUCCACCGCACCACCUUCUCAGCCCCACCCUGCGACCACCGCUUUUUCUCAUCCAUCACACCUACUCCUUCCGCCGCAGCCGCCGUCACUGUUACCACCACCACCACCACCACCUUAUGUUGUUCCCUCUCACGACUCCAUUAGCUACUCGCCUCCUCGAGAACUGUCUCAGAGAAUUCCAAACCACAAGCCUUUCGAUCACUCUUCAAAUGGCAUUGCUGGCGCCGUUGUCACGCCAGUUCCGUACAUUCGUAGUGGAAGUGCCAAAGAACUCGAAAUCGACGGAUUGAAGAGAGAGCUGGGACGUGUCUCAAAGCAGCUUACAAAUUUGGAGCAGGAAUGCUUGGAGCUUAGGAAGGAAAGGGACAAGAAAGAAGAGCAGCUUAAAUCUAUAUUUUCACAGAAUGAAGCAAAAGAUGGCAAUGCUUUGAAAGACAGAAGUUUAAUUGUGAAUGACAGCGGACAAAAUGGCAGGGAGUAUGGAUUUGCUAUGGUUCAUCCAGGGAUUGCUGUGCAAUGUCAAAAUGUGAGCAGCUCAUAUGAUCAUGCCCACUCUACGAGGAGCUGUAAAUCUGUAGGACUUCAGACAGACAAAACUGGUGCUUCGAGUCACUUAACCACAAAUAAUGAUCUCUCUAAAAAUUUGCUUGCCAUCUGGGGCUCUCCAAGUUGUCAAAUAUUAGGAAGGAAUUUGGUUUCCAAGUUAUUUGAGGCUUGUCCAACAGAUUUUCAAGUCCUUUUUGGGUGCAUGCGCAUGAAUACAUCCUCAAAAAUGAUGACAGGCUCCGACACAGUUGAAAGCUCUUUUUAUGUGCCUUUGCAGGAUCACAUGCAUCACGUUAAUUCUUCUGAAGCUCUAAAAGUGUCUCAUCUUUACUCUAUUUUGACAAAGAAUAACAAUGGGAUGGUACAGUUGGAUGCCUUGAUUGAAGCAUUACUAGAUCUUUGUCGUGUAGAAAAUGUUGUAAUUGUUUACAGAUGUCUGAGGAUAUUGCGUGCAUUUCUGAGCCACGUAAGUUUUGAAGGGAAGUCUAAAAGAAGGGACAGUGUCAUGGUUGAGGGGGUUUGCUCAAGUGAUGACCCUGCGAAUAUACAUGGAUCAGAAAGUGCGAACACAGGAGGCUUGUUUUGUGCAAGCAAGGAUGAACUGGACUCAGGCUAUAAUCCAUUUGGAAGGAGAUUCAUUGGCGCAGAAAUUACAUGCAAAAUGGAAUAUUGGAAUCAUCUCACAGAAAUGUCAUUUUAUAACAUAGAAUGGGUUAAUCUCUUUGAAGCGAUGCGCCAAAUAGCAUUGAUGAAUACCAACACUCAUGUAAAACUGGAAGCUGUAUCUAUCAUGAACAUAAUUCUUUCAAGAACUAAUGCUUACGUGGAAAGAGAGGAGUUUGGACAGGUGGUGAUGUUUGAAAGUGUUUCACAAUGGUUAAGGAAAGAUGCUGGCUUGCGUGUGCAAAAGCAAGCGGUGCAUCUUCUGUACCUGCUCUUGAAUUGUCCAAAGGUAUUUGUUGCGUUCUGCUCUGGUUGUAAAAAGGCGGGUAAGAGUGAUGAUAUUGCACAUAAUGACAUGGAAAAUGCUUCAAGGGAGUUCAUUGUCAUCCUUGAUGGGUUGGCAGACUGUAUAGCAUGCUGUGGAAGUGGUACACAGGAUUUGAAACUCCGUAGGCAUGCUAUCACUGUGCUGGCUUUCUUGGCAUCAUCCGGAAAAUCAGUUCUUGAGUUUUUGUUGGGCAACAGGCUGUCAGGAGGGAUGAACUUUCUUUCUUUGAUUUUGCGAGUACUGGUUUCAGAGAUUGACGUAGGAUCGGCUGACUCUACUAAGCCACCAGAGAUUUUCAAGGAGAGGGCCUUGCUGAUACGGGAGGCAUUGAUUUUUCUUAAUAGAUUGGUGUCCAACCCAACAUUCUCCACGACUGUUUUACGAGCGUUAACGAACAACAGGGAUAUGGCUAGUUCGACAAUCUAUAUUGCGAACAGGUUGUCAAUGACAAGCCAAAAACACCGGCUUUCUGACAACUUGUCUAGACAGACGAGGGAAUCUGAAAUUGUUGACUUAGCUCGGGUCUUUAAAAAAAGGGUCUUUGCCUACUUAGGCGACAACAUUUCAUAAAGAAUUCCAUUUGAUGAAGUUAAUGAUUUAAUGUGCUGUGGAAUAUGGUGAUUCCAGACUGGGGACCCGAAGUGAGCAAUUUAGUCAAAUGAGUGAAAGAGCGCCCUCAUUAGUUUUUGGGAAUGCCGGCCGUUGUGGCUUGCGCCGCCAAAUUUUGACCACCACCAGCGGGUAUGGGUCUAUGUGACCCUAAUUGUAUGUAACGACCAUGAUAGCUGCCGACUGCUGUGUAUUAUCACUCCUACCACUUCUAGCAUUUUGGUUUUAUAUAUUUAUAUUUUCAUUCUGAAUUUACUGGUAGUUUCUUGGUUACCAGUUAAAGUUAAAGUUUUAUUAAAGGGCGUUUUCACGGGUAGAACCUCCUCAGGAAUAUAAGGUUUCAUGAGGCUGACCAAGCACGAGCUCUUUGGGAGCUAUUUUAUUUUAUUUUUGCUACAGGCUCUUCGUGUUAAUCAAUGUAUUUUUCUACUGCUUUAGUUGAUA